Messenger RNA from Lineus longissimus, 1931 nucleotides. Its product is annotated as protein ABHD13-like. The transcript is spliced from 7 exons. Lineage: Eukaryota; Metazoa; Nemertea; Pilidiophora; Heteronemertea; Lineidae. Gene Ontology annotation, cellular component: membrane. The record is from RefSeq and is a predicted model, not a curated record. Bases 26 to 1216 code for a protein of 396 amino acids. Gene Ontology annotation, molecular function: palmitoyl-(protein) hydrolase activity.
ACAACAUGGCGAAUUUUUGUCCAAAAUGAAAUCUGGUUUUGUUGCAAUAAUUUUGCGUUUUCUCGCCCAGCUGUGGAAGAUUUUCUUGGGCGUGAUCGGCUGCAUUAAAAGAACAAUGCAGCAAAACGGAGAAGCUCGACCUACCCGCCAGGGAAAGGUCAUAGCUGUCCUGAUGUUCGUUGGAAGAUUGCUUCUGAAUGCUAUGUUGAAACUUUGGGCAUUUUGCACAGCUGCCUUGUUGUUGUUGUUGUUACUGUAUUGGAUGUAUGGAACACUGCCAGCAUUUAUACUACUCACGUUUGCAGUGAUAGGUUUUCUUUACAAUGCCCAGGAUGUCCUACUCUACUACCCAGACCAGCCCCCUCAAUCCCGGUUGUAUGUUGAAUCACCUGUUCUCUUCGGCAUGCCAUAUGAAAACAUCUACCACAAAACUCAAGACGGGGUCAGAAUCAACAUGCAGUUUAUUCCGAGGCCUGAAGAUCAAAAACCAAAUGCACCUACUCUUGUUUAUUUUCAUGGAAAUGCAGGAAAUAUUGGUCAUAGGUUGACUAAUGUGUAUGUUCUGUACAUUUACCUUGGUUUCAAUGUCCUGAGUGUGGAGUAUAGAGGUUACGGGAAAAGUGGUGGAACACCUUGUGAACAGGGCCUUUAUCUCGACGCAGCAGCUGCCAUGGACUAUCUUCUAACUCGUACAGAUAUAAACUUGAAUAAAAUCCUAGUUUUUGGACGGUCACUAGGGGGUGCUGUUGCUACCAAUCUGGCCGCCCAUCCUGUUUAUUCUCAUAAUAUAUGUGCAUUGAUUUUGGAAAACACGUUUACCUCGUUACCGGAUAUUGGACGAACGUUGUUUAAUUUUCAAGUCGUUAACUCGUUACCUGAUUGGUGCUUCAAAAAUCAGUACCCUUCCAUGGAGCUAGUGAAACAAAUCAAGACGCCAACAUUGUUUAUCUCGGGACAAGCAGACGCGUUAAUUCCUCCUCCAAUGAUGGAGUCAUUACACGCGGCAUCCAAUAGCAUAUUCAAAAAGAUUGUACGGUUUGAAGGAGGAACUCAUAAUGAGACUUGGAGGAGUGCUGGGUAUUAUGAUGCAUUCAAGAAAUUCCUUGCUGAGGUCUACAAAAUACCUACAAAGAAACGAGAAAGAGCUGGAUCACAGUCAUUCGUAGCAGAGAUGCCUUUUGAUGAUGGUGCAACCGGAACGGUGAAAGCCCUUUGACAGAAUGUCCGUCGCCAUUCUAAGUAGCUAACGCUCUCGAUUGGGACAAGUUGUUAGCAGUGGAUCAUUGUUAUAGAGAGGAUGUUGAGAUUUGAAAAGGGAAGUUAUCAGAAGAAAAGAACAGGAACUCGUCUAUUCUUAUGUGUAUCCAGUGGUGGCAGUCGAGGGGCGGGACUAUGGGCUCUCAGUUAUCAGUAACACACAUUGUGCAUAGAUGGCAGUAGUGUGUAUCCAUCUGGAAUAAACCUGGGCAUUUCUCUUGUGCUUGUAUGCAAGCAUUGCGAAAUUCAGAUCCAGUUUCAGACGGAAAUUUAAAAAGGUCAAAACACAAAGAGGAAAUUGAGAAGGCUCUUCAGCUUUAGCUAUGGGGUUGGGGUGAUUUCUAUAUGUUGACUUCCUUGAGUUUUUUUCUUCGUUUUUGACCCUCAUCUAAGCUGCAAACCUUCUUUCUGUCGGAAUUUUUUGAACUUUUCAAUGUUCUGAGAUUUCAGUCUCUGAAAUCCUAUUUUAGUUAUGAAUAUUGCCAAGUAUAGAUCUGAUUAAAUCCAUACUUGCUAUUGUGUAUAUAAAAUGAAAUGGCCAGGGCCAUUGUGCUCACCUCAUGUGGAGGAAAGAUGGAUAAAGAGCAUGGUAUUGUGUCAUGUAGUGUUAGGUUUGAUGUAGGUCCAAGCAAUUACAAUUUCCCCAAAAUGGCCAAUUUACAAUACAUUCAACC